AUGGGUAUACGAAGCUCUCAUCGACGAGAACGUGCUCACAACUGCGACGGUUUGGCAAGACAACAUGAUGUCUGCCUUGUUGGGUCUUGUGCGCGCCGCCAGCUCUGUCACGAUCCGCAUGAUUGCUAUCCGUCAUCUCAAGAUUAUCUUCGCGUCGUCCACAGUAGCAAGCGCUAUCAACCGCUACGUGCUGAUUUUUUGGAAGUAUUUCAAGCAUGGGCGGCACAUCCGGUGGUGUUGGGCUACAGUGACUACGAGUCGUGGAGGCAUGGAGGCCGUCAUUCGCCUGCUGGUGAGCUAGGACAAGCGCAGUAUCAAGUGCUUUGUACAGACGUGCUUCUGGACCUGAUGACGCUGCGCAGCAUUCGUGACCUGGAGUCGGUGGUGCUCACACGGUUGGUGGAGUCUCUCGGCAAGCUCUCGACUACGCGCUACAUCUGCGAGUAUUUCGGCAUGGACGUACACCACAUGCAGCGUCGGACGGGGCGACAGCUCUGUAGAGAGACUGUAUUUGCUGCUGAGGAGGCUGGCCGUACGUUCACGUAA
Phytophthora nicotianae INRA-310 is the source of this 546-nucleotide messenger RNA. RefSeq lists its product as hypothetical. The record is from RefSeq and is a predicted model, not a curated record. The transcript has a single exon. Bases 1 to 546 code for a protein of 181 amino acids. NCBI's taxonomy places the organism in Eukaryota, Oomycota, Peronosporomycetes, Peronosporales, Peronosporaceae.